Messenger RNA from Carassius carassius (crucian carp), 1096 nucleotides. RefSeq names its product membrane-spanning 4-domains subfamily A member 4A-like. Bases 158 to 805 code for a protein of 215 amino acids. The record is from RefSeq and is a predicted model, not a curated record. The transcript is spliced from 8 exons. Gene Ontology annotation, cellular component: membrane. Lineage: Eukaryota; Metazoa; Chordata; Actinopteri; Cypriniformes; Cyprinidae.
AUUAUUGAAGUACGCACACACACACACACACUUCUGUCCCACCCACUUCUUCAAAGUUAUCUAGGCUACGCCACUGAGAAAGACCCAUUUCUGAACGCUGUGAAGCAAAGCUGACUUCUGUCUUAUUUAUCGGUCAGUUUGAGAUUGAGAAACCAGGAUGUCCCAAACUGUCAUACCCAUGAACACUUCAACACUCGUCAUUCAGCUGCAACCAGCAACACAACCAGCUCCUGGGACGACGGGAGUUUCACCUCUUCAAGGACUUCAGGCAUUUCUGAAAGGACAACCAAAAGCCCUUGGGACAGUCCAGAUAAUGAUCGGUGUGAUGACUCUCCUGUUUGGCAUUGUGUUUAAAGUUUAUGCAGAAGCCAUCUUUGUCUAUACUGGUGUUACUUACUGGGGUUCAUUCAUAUACAUUGCUGCAGGCUCACUCUGCAUUGCUGCAGAAAACAAAAUUAAUUCACCCUCCAGUUUGUGUUUGGUGAAUGCUUCACUGGGAAUGAAUGUUUUCAGUACGAUAACUGCAGGCAUUGUCAUUACUUUACUUUCACUAGAUUUUGUUAUAUGGCCAUACCCUAACUGCAGAGAGUCUUCCUGUUAUUUAGAGGAACAGUAUGAUACUCUCUUCAGGGGAAUCAGAGGUGUAUUAAUAUUAUUUGCCGUGCUCGAGUUUAUAAUCUCCAUCUGUCUGUCAGCAUUUGCCUGUAAAGCCAGCGCCUACAGUUCUACUUCUCUGGUGCAGUUUGCGCAGGUUUUAUCACCACAGUCCUCUGAUUUCACGCGUUUACAUGAUGUUAACAGCUAAGAGAUACCUGUAGCCAGCAGCUCCUCCAUUCAUCACCAGCCUGCAGACACCCCUCCACAAUACAGUGAAUCCAAAUAAAUAUGAAUGAGUAGGCUGUUACCAUAUGAAACCAAAAUGUAUGGGAAUGUAUUAUAGCAGUGGUUCCCAAACCUGUCCUGGAGGACCCCCUGCCCUGAACCUUUUGUAUGUCUCCUUCAUCUAACACACCUGAUUCCACUCAUCAGUUCGUUAACAGAGACUGCGAAAACUAAAUUGGGUGUGUCUGAUUAGGGAGACAUACAAAUGUGAAGU